AUGCCCUGUGGAAUCAUUUCCGAGCCGAGGGCAGUAGUUGCUGAGACCUCCGGUGAAUUUGAUCAUACAGGUGGAAAACUGAUAAUCCCUGAGCAUGGUGUGACGCUGGAAAUCCCUGUUGGUGCGCUUCCCGAAUCGUCGACGAAGCAGACGCUCUACUUACGGGUCUAUGACGGGAAGGAGGGGCCCUGCGGCAGUGACGUGGCUUCGGAGAGUGGAAAGCCGCAUAUCGUCAGUCCACUUGUGAUGUGCGGACCAAAGGGGCUUCAUUUUUUAAAACCAGUAGUUCUCACAUUGCCUCGCUUUCACACCCAUCGACGUGACCGCAGAGGUGAGGAAAUACGAUGCUGGGCCCUGUCAGUGAUGCAUGCGGCUACCCUGACGGACGCGAACUCCUCCUCGGAGAAUGAAACGGCAGCACAGGCUACACGCAGGUGGCAUGAGGCUCGUCCCGCGGACCCCUGGCUGGCUGGAGAGCGAACCCUGACCACCUUCAGGGAUACUGACAUUGACAGCGAUAGCAGUGCUGGGGUGACUUGCCAAAUUGCUGACAAGGUCAUCUCCCUACUCAUCUAUCAUUUCUAA
Molecule: messenger RNA, 585 nt
Organism: Dibothriocephalus latus
Lineage: Eukaryota; Metazoa; Platyhelminthes; Cestoda; Diphyllobothriidea; Diphyllobothriidae
Source: the annotation of a GenBank genome assembly